AUGCUGGCGCUGUUCUUCCUAUUCAGGGCUGCCGCGGGCCUGGCCCCGGCGCCCAGCACCACCUCGCGCACCUAUCUGGGCUCCCUGAGCACUCCCGCCACAGCUGACGCCGAGGCCGCCGAGGCGCGCACCGCGCCCGCCGAGGCCGCCGCCGCCCCCGCGCGGCGGCGCCGGCCCCUGGGCCGCGCCGCCGAGGCGCUGCGCGAGAAACGCGCGGCCGAGGCGCCGUAUCUUGACGGUCUCGAUAGGCGGCAGUGGCUCACCACGACCUUCGCGCGCGAGCGCGGCGAGGCGGGCCGCUACCUCGCGACGCUGAACGAGCGCGGCGCGGCGAACAAGCUCGACGAGCUGCGGAGCCGCGAGGCGGCGACCACCGAUUAUUACUUGGAAGGCUUGGAUCGACGUGGCUGGACGGCGACGGCGUUCAGCCAAGAACUCGCGCGGCGCGAGCGCGAGCGGCGACGGGAAUCGUUGACGGUGGCGCGGAAGCCCUCUGUCGUCUCUCUUGUCGAGGAUGCGCCGCCGGUACUCGCCCCUGCCGUGGAGAUCUACGCGAGCGACCUGCCCGCGACUGUAGAUGUGGCUAGCAUCGAGGCCGCCGCGAGCGCGAUCGAGCUCGUCGCCAUCACCGACCAAAUGAAUGAUGCGGUAAGUGAGGUCCUGGAAGAGGCCGCCCUCUCGAUACCAGAAGACGAGGAGUCAAGCUUGGCCUGGAAGGGCGCCAUGCUCUUCGUGACGGUCGCGUGGGCCACGAACUUCGCCGUGACCGCCUAUGCUUGUGCCGACAUCUCGGCGAGUACCAGUUUAGGUGCGUCCGAGGCGGCUGCCGUCUUUGUGGUGUUGCGGUUCGCGGCGGCGGCUCUCUCGACAUUACCUUGGUUAAUUGCUUCCUCUACCAAGGAAGCCGCGAUAGCCGGCGCGAAAGUAGGUGCGUUGUACGCUGUCGGUUAUGGUGCCCAAGCGGCGGCCUUGGCCCACGGCUUUCCCGCGGCGAACGCGGCGUUCGUCUGUUCCCUACAAUGUGUCGCAGUAGCUCUACUAGCCAAAGGGCAAACGCCUCCUCGGACAAUAGUAGGGCUGAUCCUAGCGAUCUCGGGCGUCGCGUGCUUGGAGUUGUUGGGUGCCAACGGCGGAGACUUCGACCCCGUCGGUUUAGCAUUAGCGUUGGGCCAGCCGUUAGCUUUUGGGGCCUCGUACGUCGAGCUCGAGCGGGCGACGCGGGAUCACCCCGACGACGCCUUGGCGAUGACGGCGCUGCAAUGUUUAGCUAUCUUCGGUGCGGGUGUGGGGGCCUUGGCGGCCAUGGAGGGUUUCGAUGGUGCUUUGAGUGAUGUGCUGGCCACCGUAAAUCACUUGGACGCGCCUUUAGCAGCUUCCGUAGCAUGGACUGGAGUGAUCAGUACAUCAUUUACGAUCUGGCUGUGCACGGAGGCGUUCAAGCACCUGCCUUCAGUCGAUGCGUCGUUGAUCUUGACGUCGGAGCCGCUCUGGGCGGCGCUCGUGGCCGCGGCUCUGUUAGGCGAGCGGUUCUCGGCCGGCGACGCGUUAGGUGGAUUGCUCAUCGUGCUCGCCGUGGCGGUGAACGACGAGCUCAUCCGCGUGCCAGGCCGCAUGUGCCUCGCGCCGCACUGCGUCGUCGAGGAAGACGAGUGA
Molecule: messenger RNA, 1653 nt
Organism: Pelagomonas calceolata
Lineage: Eukaryota; Pelagophyceae; Pelagomonadales; Pelagomonadaceae
Source: the annotation of a GenBank genome assembly